AUACAUUUCUCCCAGACAGAUAGCAUCCACGUGUUUUCAUUCCAGACUCCAGAGUACCAUCGGACCAGCAGGAAAUCACUAUCCACUGCCAACAUUCGCUAUGGCCUGCUCCGAACUAGCAUUGCUCAGUGUGUCUGAUAAAACCGGACUUUUGGACUUCGCCAAACGUCUGGUUUCGGUCGGCCUCUCCCUGGUGGCAUCGGGUGGCACAGCCAAAGCUUUGCGUGAUGCAGGACUUCACGUCAGAGAUGUGUCAGAGCUGACAGGUUUUCCAGAGAUGCUGGGGGGGAGGGUGAAGACUCUUCACCCAGCAGUUCACGGGGGCAUCCUGGCCAGACACACACCCUCAGAUAAAGCUGACAUGGACAAACUGGGCUUCAGCCUUGUGAGGGUGGUGGUGUGUAAUCUAUACCCUUUUGUGAAGACCGUGUCAGCACCUGAUGUAACGGUGGAAGCUGCGGUAGAGCAGAUUGACAUUGGUGGAGUGACUCUCCUCAGGGCCGCAGCCAAAAACCAUGCCAGAGUGACCAUCGUCUGCGACCCGGCUGACUAUAACCUGGUGGCUACGGAGAUGGAGGGCUCUGAGGCUAAAGACACAACACUGGAGACCCGCAAAACGCUGGCUUUGAAGGCCUUCACGCACACGGCGCAGUAUGACGAUGCCAUCUCGGACUACUUCCGGCGGGAGUACAGUCGCGGCGUGUCCCAGCUGCCCCUGCGCUACGGCAUGAACCCCCACCAGGCCCCCGCCCAGCUCUACACCCUGCGCCCCUCUCUGCCCAUCACAGUGGUGAACGGCUCUCCAGGCUUCAUCAACCUGUGUGAUGCCCUGAACGCCUGGCAGCUGGUGAAGGAGCUGAAGGAUGCCCUGGGGAUGCCGGCAGCCACCUCCUUCAAGCACGUCAGCCCUGCAGGUGCUGCGGUGGGAGUGGCGCUAUCUGAGGAGGAGGCGAAGGUGUGCAUGGUCAACGACAUGCUGAAGGACCUGACGCCAUUGGCCACCGCAUACGCCCGCGCCAGAGGCUCUGACAGGAUGUCAUCUUUUGGCGAUUUCAUCGCCCUCUCGGACACCUGCGACGUCCCCACUGCCAAGAUCAUCUCUAGGGAGGUAUCUGAUGGCAUCAUCGCUCCCGGCUUCGAGGAAGAGGCUCUCCGCAUUCUGUCCAAGAAGAAGAACGGCAACUACUGCGUGCUCCAGAUGGACCCGUCCUAUGAGCCAGACGAGGCUGAGGUCCGGGUCCUCUUCGGCCUGCACCUGAAGCAGAAGAGGAACGGGGCCAGCAUUAACAAGGAGCUCUUCAGCAAUGUGGUCUCCAAGGGCAAGUUGUCUGAGAGGGCUGUGCGAGACCUCAUUGUGGCCAGCAUUGCUGUGAAGUACACCCAGUCCAACUCUGUCUGCUAUGCCAAGGAUGGACAGGUGAUUGGCAUCGGCGCUGGGCAGCAGUCUCGUAUCCACUGCACGCGGCUGGCCGGGGACAAGGCUGACAACUGGUGGCUGCGGCACCACCCGCGCGUGCUCAACAUGAAGUUCCGCAGCGGCGUGAAGCGGGCCGAGAUGGCCAACGCCGUCGACCAGUACGUCAGCGGCACCAUUGGAGAGGGCCCCGACUUGGAUGCGUGGAAGGCCAUGUUUGAGGAGGUUCCAGAGCAGCUGUCUGAGACGGAGCGCAAGAACUGGACCAGCUCCCUGCAGGCCGUCGCCCUGAGCUCCGACGCCUUCUUCCCCUUCAGGGACAACGUGGACCGAGCAAAGCGGAGUGGUGUGGAGUACAUCGCUGCUCCGUCUGGCUCCACCGCUGAUGAGGUGGUCAUCAACGCCUGCAACGAGCUGGGCAUCACCCUGGUGCACACUAACCUCCGCCUCUUCCACCACUAGACGCGUCACGCCGCACAGAAACGCUGACCGUAGUACAACACUGGCUGACUAGUAGUCCUGUAGUCUCUUCUGCUGGGGUGCAUUUCUUGAAACCGUAGUUGCUAACUUGCAGUGCAAUUUCCCAUUGACAACUACCCAAGUUGCUAACUGCUAACAACUACGCUUUCGAGAAACACACCCCUGGUCCCUUUUAUACGUUACUGAACCCCACCCAUCAGACUGAGAAGAAAACCCCAUGAUGCAAACAGAUGCAUCUCGUAGCUGCUCUCCUUUGACACUACAUCAUUGCUUACAGCUCUCUGCGGAGAAGGAAAACGCACAAUCCCAUGCAUUCCACUUAAGACAUGUUAUUAAAAAAAAAAUGUCCUGUCGCUGCCUGCCAAUACUAAUUUCAUUGUGAAAGCUUUUUCCAAAAAGAAUAAAUUGUUGAUUUCUGAGUAGA
This is a messenger RNA of Engraulis encrasicolus (European anchovy), 2318 nucleotides long. RefSeq names its product 5-aminoimidazole-4-carboxamide ribonucleotide formyltransferase/IMP cyclohydrolase (gene atic). The transcript is spliced from 15 exons. NCBI's taxonomy places the organism in Eukaryota, Metazoa, Chordata, Actinopteri, Clupeiformes, Engraulidae. The coding region runs from base 101 to 1876 and encodes 591 amino acids. Gene Ontology annotation, cellular component: cytosol. The record is from RefSeq and is a predicted model, not a curated record. Gene Ontology annotation, molecular function: phosphoribosylaminoimidazolecarboxamide formyltransferase activity; IMP cyclohydrolase activity. Gene Ontology annotation, biological process: 'de novo' IMP biosynthetic process.